This is a messenger RNA of Centruroides sculpturatus (bark scorpion), 4288 nucleotides long. RefSeq names its product dynein heavy chain 5, axonemal-like. Gene Ontology annotation, biological process: microtubule-based movement. The record is from RefSeq and is a predicted model, not a curated record. Bases 1014 to 4250 code for a protein of 1078 amino acids. Gene Ontology annotation, molecular function: dynein light intermediate chain binding; minus-end-directed microtubule motor activity; dynein intermediate chain binding. The transcript has 22 exons. NCBI's taxonomy places the organism in Eukaryota, Metazoa, Arthropoda, Arachnida, Scorpiones, Buthidae. Gene Ontology annotation, cellular component: dynein complex.
AUCACAACACAAACAAAUGCUCACGAUCUCAUCUGAAAGACAAUCGGUGGGGACACAGUUAACAAUUAUAUACGCUACAAUUUGUCUCAAUGAAACUCGAGAAACUCUAUGAUGGAGUUUCCGCGCUUCAAUGUGAACCCCGUCAUCUUUGAUGAUGACGUUCUCCUGCAACUGACAGGUGAUAAUCCAUGGUGACUAUCAGAGUUAGCACACACUCCAAAAAUUGGCAUAGUCCAACGCGAUAGUACACAGAGCUAAGAUGACCUAGGAAAGUUGGCCAGUCUGGGCUGAGAGGUUCUGGUUCAUCCACCUUACCGCCUGGAUUUUGCGCCGACUGAUUAAGAUAUAUUUUGCACCCUGCAGAAUCGUAUUGCCAAUAUACAAUUAAAUGAUUAUACCCAUGUAAAAACGAUGAAAUUUUCGUUAAAUUAACCAAGUCAUUCUACGCUUACGGGAUUGAAAGUUUGCAGCAAUGGUAGCGAGACGUGCUUGAUAUUUCAAAAUGUCUAAAUUUCAUCUUUAAUGCCUGAUAUAACUUUACCGUUAUAUCUUUUGAUCGUCAAGUUGAGAAAAUUGUACAUUUGUCUCCUGUCCGAAAACUUUCGUUAGGGGUUCCGUCCCAAGUUUUCACGAAAGCGCGAAAUCUCUCUUAUUCGCGAACCUCGCGGUAGCAGAAUAUUCCGAGUAAAGACAAAAGGACACGUCGACAGGCUGUCAACGAGAUUCUUCGACAGACGAUCGAAUCCGGAGGCUUCUAUAGUCUAGAUCGUCCGGGAGACUUCCUCCGAUUAGUCGACGUGGGAUUCUUGGCCGCUUCACGAAGCUGUGGCGUGACGCCUCGACUGCUGAGACACUUCCUCCUCUUCGAUUGUGUUCAACCCACCGACGACUGCCUGGAUCGCGUUUUCGGUGCAGUGGCGCAUUCCCACUUCAAUUCCGGGAAUGGCUUCUCUUCGGAGGUUCGACAGUUGGCGGAACGACUGGUAUCUCCAACGCGAGCACUCUGGAGGGAAAUGAAGGAUCGAAUCGCUCCAGUUCCCGGCUAUUUUUUCCGCUCUUUGGAACCGGGAGACCUUAGUCGAGUGUGGAAGGGAAUGGUUGAAGCCCGGUCGCGGGUGGUGACCGACGGCGGAGUUCUACUUCGUCUGUGGACACACGAGUGUCGUCGAGUACUGGUCGACGGGUGGACCGGGUCCGAGGAAGACUACGACUUCUCGGACGCGCUACGCCGAGUGUCCGAGGGACUGCCGGAGACUCUACUGCGAGAUCUGCCAGAGGACACUUACUUCGCCCACUUUCUGGGGGAGACAGCGGAAGGAUGUUGGGAAGAUCGGACCGAGACAGAGACCUCCGGUCUGUACGAACCGGUGCGGUGUUUCAGGACCCUGGAAGAGAGACUGAAGACGGCUUUGGCCGCCUACAACGAUUCUGUUCGGGGAACGGGAAUGGAUCUGGUCUUCUUCCAGAGAUCCGUCGUCGAUUUGCUUAAGAUCUCGAGAAUCAUAAGGAUGCCCGGGGAGAACGCUCUAUUGGUGGGAGUGGGAGGAUCGGGAAAACAGUCGCUGACUAAACUGGCCUGUUUCUUGGCAGAUUAUCAAAUUUUUCGGAUCGUUCCUACCGGAAACUACGGUCCUGGCAACUUCCUGGAAGACAUGAAGAAUUUGUUCAAGUCGACUGGAAUUCACGACAGACGGACGACCUUCCUCUUUUCUGAACGGGAUUCGAAAGACGAAAGUUUCGUGGAAUACUUGAACGACAUCCUGUCGACGGGCACGAGACUGGCCGAUCGAGCGGAAGAAUGUCGUCGAAAAGCGUCCACCGCCUCCGUUCUCCUUUCCGAGUUGGCGGGAGAAUUUGAGCGCUGGUCGCUGCAGAGCGAACAAUUCCGAGAUCGCAUCAACAGAGUGGCGGGAGACUCGUUGUUGGCCACGGCCUUUCUUUCCUAUUCGGGACCCUUCGACCGGAUCUUUCGAUGCCGACUGAUGGACGAAUGGCGACAAGAACUUAGAUCAUCGGAUGUUCCUUUCAGCCAGGACAUGGACGUGGUCCGGACUCUGGUCGACGAUUCUCUGGUCACUUCUGGUACUGUUAAAGCAUGCGAAACCUAUCAAUCUCAAUGCGAAGAGAAAUCGGAAAUUGUCCAAGAGGUGUCUUCAUCUCUGAAGCGAGACCAAUUGCGGAAUCCGGCCAGCUCGGAUACCGUCUUCGACCAUUUCCUGUCCAGAGCCAGAAGAAAUCUGCACGUUGUACUUCGUUUCUCACCGGCGGGAGAGAAAUUGCGCCGUUACGCCUCUCGAUAUCCAAAAAUCAUCUCGGCGUGUUCCGUUGUCGGAUUCCGGCCUUGGCCCCAUAGCGCCCUGAAGGUGGUGGCCCUGGAACGUCUAGACGGUUUCGACCCUCCUCUUUCGGAAGAUGCGCGACCCCGACUGGCGGAAGUCCUGGGUGGAAUCCAUCGAGUGACGGAAAGCCUCUGCGCUCGUUACCUGGAAAGGAGUGGUCGAACCGUACACGUGACGCCCCGUUCCUUUCUGAGCUUCUUAUCCGACUAUCGACGUCUCUACCGUCUUAAACGAGGAGAGGUGGAUUCGGCAGCUGAUCGGACCCGGCGGGGAGUGGCCAAGCUGGAAGAGGCGUCUGUCUCUACCGAAGAACUGAAACGGAAUCUGGCGAGGACGGAGGAAGAGUUGCUGGUGACCACUCGAGAGUCGUUGGAGGUGCUGGCUCGAGUGACAGAACGCACCCGGGCGGCUGAAGAAGUGAAGGAAGAGGCCCGUCGAAUGAGGGAGGAGCUGAAGUCUCUGGUGGACGGAAUUGGCAUCGACAAAGCCAUUGCCGAAGAGAAGUUAGAAGAAGCGGGACCGGCCCUGCGAGAAGCGGAAGCCGCUCUGGAUACCGUUCGCCCCACCCAUAUAGCCUCAGUGAGAAAACUGAGUCAUCCUCCUCAUCUUGUUAUGAGAAUCAUGGACUGCGUUUUGAUACUGUUCCAUCGAAGAUUACUUCCGGUGACGAUAGAUACCGAACAUCACUGCGUCGUUCCGUCCUGGGAGGAAUCGCUCAAGUUCAUGUCGAGUACGAGUUUCCUACAGAAUCUGCAGAACUUCGACAAAGACAGCAUCGACGACGAGACGAUAGAGCUACUGGCUCCUUACUUCCAAAAGAAAGAUUAUAACAUGAACACUGCCAGGAGGGUUUGCGGCGACGUGGCAGGUCUUCUGUCCUGGACCAAAGCCAUGGCUUUCUUUUAUGGCAUAAACAAAGAAGUCAUACCAUUGAAGGCCAACGUGCAGAUUCAGGAGGAGAGAUUGCAAGUAGCCACCGAAGAACUAAACCGAGUCGAAGCCGAUCUGCAAGAAAAGGAGAAGAAGUUGAGCGAAGUGAGAGCGCAGUACGAAGCGGCUCUAGCCGAAAAGAGGAGACUGGCCGAUCGAGCGGAAGAAUGUCGUCGAAAAGCGUCCACCGCCUCCGUUCUCCUUUCCGAGUUGGCGGGAGAAUUUGAGCGCUGGUCGCUGCAGAGCGAACAAUUCCGAGAUCGCAUCAACAGAGUGGCGGGAGACUCGUUGUUGGCCACGGCCUUUCUUUCCUAUUCGGGACCCUUCGACCGGAUCUUUCGAUGCCGACUGAUGGACGAAUGGCGACAAGAACUUAGAUCAUCGGAUGUUCCUUUCAGCCAGGACAUGGACGUGGUCCGGACUCUGGUCGACGAUUCUCUGAUUGCCAGAUGGAACUCCUACGGUCUUCCCGGCGACGAGAAGUCCGUUCAGAAUGGCAUUAUUGUUUUCGCAUGCGAUCGUUACCCUCUUCUCGUCGACCCUCAGAACCGGGGACGACGCUGGAUCCAAAAGAAGGAAGAACCCAAUGGCCUCCGAGUAACGUCAUUUCGGCACAAAUUAUUUCGUCGACGUUUGGAAGAGAGCUUGAGCGCCGGUUAUCCGCUGUUAAUAGAGGAUGUGGGAGAAGAAUUGGAUCCCGUUCUGGACGAUAUCAUCGAUAAGAAUUUCGUAAAAACGGGAACGAUGUCGAAAGUGAUGGUCGGCGACAGAGAAUGCGACGUGACAGAGGGAUUCCGCUUGUAUUUGGCCACCGGACUGCCCGAUCCCGUCUACGAUCCCGAAACCUACGCCAGAACGUGCCUUGUAGAUUUCGCCGUCACUCCCGAAGGUCUGGAAGACCAGCUUCUAUGCAGGAUCAUACUCACGGAAAAAGCAGUAAGUCAUUUAACAGAACGUGCUCAGCAAACAAUCAUUAGAUAAUCACAACACACCUUAUGUUGCCGAGAUGAUUUAUUGAA